Messenger RNA from Oreochromis aureus, 4651 nucleotides. It is a transcript of the gene afap1, whose product is annotated as actin filament associated protein 1. The record is from RefSeq and is a predicted model, not a curated record. Lineage: Eukaryota; Metazoa; Chordata; Actinopteri; Cichliformes; Cichlidae. The transcript has 17 exons. Bases 239 to 2482 code for a protein of 747 amino acids. Gene Ontology annotation, molecular function: SH3 domain binding; SH2 domain binding. Gene Ontology annotation, cellular component: cytosol.
AGGAGAGGGGAGGAGAGAAGGCACAGGGAGGGAGUAGGAGAAAGAUCCGGGGAAAAAGUUUGAAAGGGAAAAAAAGACGUUUCGGUGGCCGCCGGUUUGCUAGGAAAAGGACAGUCGGAGGUAGAAAGAGGAGGCAUAGAGGACAACUGCGUGCCUGUGUGGAUUUUUACCGCUGCCAGGAAGCCGCUGGGCACGCGCCUGCUCGGGACGGGGGAUUAUAGAUGAGCUUGACUUUAAGAUGAGGAGCGAGCCCAUUCUUUUCACUUCCAGCAGGGCAAUGGAGGAGCUGGUGUGUGAGCUUCGUCUGUUUCUGGACCUGCUGGAUAGAGAAUAUCUGAGUGCCGGGGUCCGAGAGAAGAAGAUACACCUCUCCAAUAUUCUGCACAGAGUCCUGUCCGACAAAGAGCCUUCAUUCAAGUCAGAGAUACACAGCGGACUGCCUGCUCCACCUCAGAUGCCACUUCCAGAGAUCCCUCACCCCUGGAUGUGGAAACCUGUGUUCACUCUGCAGACUCCAAAUAACAGGCCCCCUCCCCUGCCCAGCUCAUCUCUUCCAGAAGGCUACUAUGAGGAAGCUGUUCCUUUAGGUCCUGGAAAGGCUCCAGAAUACAUCACCUCCAACUAUGACUCGGAUGCCAUGAGCAGUUCCUAUGAGUCGUACGAUGAAGAAGAGGAGGAUGGGAAGAGCCAGAAGAUGCGUCACCAGUGGCCCUCUGAGGAAGCGUCCAUGGACCUCGUGAAGGACGCCCGGAUUUGUGCAUUCCUGCUGCGCAAGAAACGCUUCGGCCAGUGGACCAAACUCCUCUGUGUCAUCAAAGACAACAAACUGCUGUGCUACAAAUCCUCCAAAGACCACACUCCCCAAAUGGAGCUGAACCUGUCAGUGUGCAGCAUCACACACAUCCCUAAAGAUGGCAAGAAAAAGAAGCACGAACUAAAGAUUGUCCACCAAGGUGCAGAUGCCCUGGUGCUGGCUGUGCAGAGCAAAGAGCAGGCCGAGGAGUGGCUUAAGGUGAUGAGAGAGGUGUGUGUUAAUGGGAGCAUAGAUUUGGAUGGAGUUGGAUGUGGAUCUCCAGUGCAUAAACCUGAACUGGAAAAGAAGGCAUCGUGUGACAGGCCAAGCUCAGAUGGGGAAGCAACCCAUGAGAACGGACACAGCGACUGCAAGGACCAAGGAAAAGGAAAGAAAAAUACAAAGUCGGAGCAGAAGACUGGCACCGUGGGGAAGGGAGCAAGCAAGAAAAUUACUAAGAUUAUUGGACUUGGAAAGAAGAAGCCCUCCACGGAUGAACAGACAUCAUCAGCUGAAGAAGACGUACCUACAUGUGGCUACCUGAAUGUUCUUUCUAAUAACCGCUGGAGGGAGCGCUGGUGCCGCCUCAAGGACAACCAGCUGCUCCUUCACAAGGACCGGGAUGACCUGAAGAGCCACAUAGCCUCACUGCCCCUCCGAGGCUGUGAGGUCAGCCCCGGCCUCGAUCACAAACACCCCUUUGCCUUCCGCCUCCUUCGUAACAGCCAAGAAGUGGCCGUACUCGAGGCCUCCUCCUCUGAGGAGAUGGGACGCUGGUUGGGGGUUUUGCUAGCUGAGACUGGAUCUACCACAGACCCAGCCACACUGCACUAUGACUACAUUGAUGUUGAGACCACUGCUAACGUCAUCCAGCUUGCCAAACAGUCCUUCUGUUUCACCAGUAAGCGUGCCGUGUCUCCUAACCCAUAUCUGGACAACCCAGUCAGUGGCUAUGCCUGUCCCACUGGUAUGGCACUACACUAUGAUGAUGUGCCCAUAAAUGGAAUGCUAAAGGGAAAGAAGGGAGCAACAACCAAUGGGGUGGCAUCAAAACAGAAGGCAGAGCCAAAGAACCAGCCAAAGAAGAAUGGAGUCAUUGGCACAAAUGGGACUGCGUCUCUGAAGCGCAACAACUCCAAUGGGGACCAGUGUAAGUAUGGGAAGAACCGUGUGGAGGCUGAUGCCAAGCGACUGCAAGCAAAGGAGGAAGAGCUGAUGAAGAAGAAGCAGGAAAUCAGAAACCACCUGACCCAGCUGAAGAAGGAGAGGAGAGACCUUCGUGCUGCUGUGGAGGCAGCGGCUGGCAAACGCUUGCAUAUUUCACUAUCAGAGCGCCUGAAGAAGUUGGAAGAAGAGUGCAAACUGAAGGAGGAGGAGCGGGUGAACCUGGAGCUGGAGCUAACUGAGGUGAAAGAGAGCCUGAAGAAAGCUCUUAGCGGAGGUGUCACCCUGGGCCUCACCAUCGAGCCGAAAGCUGGCUCCUCUGGCCUCCAGUCACCAGCAAUGCUGCGACGGACACACGAGUCUUCUCCAUUCUCCAGCUGUGACACCAGUGACACCGAGUCCUGCUCGCUGCCGGUCAACAGCGCCUCACUGCUCUACCGGCAGCAGGGCAGCCAGAAGCCCUCAGCAGUCCGGGGACAUGUCCUCAGGAAGGCUAAGGAAUGGGAACAGAAGACUGGCACAUAAACCCAUCACAUACACCCUUGCAUCAGUUUUCCUCCAAUCUCUUUUUUUGAAAUUGUGUAUAUAUUUAUUUAAAAAAAACAAAACAAAACCUGUUCAUACCAUCAGAAGGUGUGCUGAGGAGGAUACAUGCAUAGCAUUCACAUGUACUAAAACACAUGCCUAGUUUGAGUAUACUGUAAGUACCACAACAUAAACUUUUAUACUAUUGAGCAUGUUCAGUGUACUUGGUUGUGCAACUUGUGUUUUCCGCUUUGACAUCUUUUCAAGCAAACACCUGUCUUUAUUUUUCCUCUCAAAAUGUUUUCCAGCCAUUUGAAGUUAAAAAGGUCCAAGGUCAAAACCAAGUAUUUAUUUGUAAAUGUUAAAGGAAAUACUAGCUUCCCUGUGUUUAUUUAUGUUGACGUAUUUAAAGUAUUUUCGUAGAGUCUGCGGCUCUGCUCACACUCCAUUUUCCUACAACAUAAUUGGUCAUCAGUCAUGAUGCCUCUGUCGUGGUAACAAUAAUUGUAACACACACCAGCCUGGCAACAAUGUAGCUCCUCUCUCAUUGAUGUUUGAAGAAGUACAAAUACAAUUCUCCCAACUGUCAGAAACACCAACUCAUGGCUAGCAGAAGAUUUUGUGAAUUUUGUUAAGUGUUUGAAAAGCUAAAGACCUUUUCGCACACAGAUCAUGAUGAAUCACACUUGAAGCGUGUUUUAAUAUGAAUGUCCAUAUUUUAUAUCUGUGACUUUAUUGCUAUGGGUAAUCCGAUGGUAAGUUUGUGUUGGUUUGGUAAGUCCCUUGUUUAUUCUGUUUGUUUCAGCUUUUCUUUUUGCAUUAAAACAACCAUGACUGAAUACAGACAUGUGUGGUCUGGACAACUUCCAAAAGGAUAAUCAUUUGCUUAUAUGAAAAUCCAGUUACCUGGAUUCUGUGGUGCUAUUCACGCAAAUGUCUUUUUCUGCCAGUUUAGAGAAGUUUAUGAACAGAAAGCUGACCAGUUAACUGAAAGUAGAUUAGAUGCUGAGUCAAAUAUAAAUAUAACCUAUUAAAUUAACAUAUUCGAUUUCACAUAUAAGAUUUUUUUUUUUUUUUUUUAAUAUGUGGUGAAAUAUGGGAACAUUGACAGGAUGCCUUACAGUUAGAUUAGAUAGUAACAUGGUUGGCUAUAACAAAGUGAAAUUAGUGCACAUGGCAUGGGAAGCUCGCUCAUUCUGUGAAGGCACCAUUAAUGAUGUAAACAAGUUUAGGAACAACAUACAGUCAGGUGACAUUUUUUAAGAGUACCUGCCUGCAGUCCAGACUCUCACUCACUGGUGAAAGUUAAAAUUGAAAAUAUGACAAAUCAGACCAGUUUAUCAAGAAAGGCCAGCUGGUGACAGACACAAAUAAAAUACAUAUUAUACAGCCUAUAUGUUUAUUAAAAUGUUUCUAAUUAAGGCCUCACUAAGAGCAUCAUCAUCCAUGCUUUGUAAUAGUUGUAUUGUUAAUGGAGAACUUGCGCUUCUUUCUGUGUGUGUGUGUGUGCUUGUGUUGCUCAGAGAUGUCUUCAUGGCACAUUGCAAAUCCUUCAACAUUACACUGACUAAAAGGGGGGCACUUGUAAACUCACAUUGCUGUGUGUUCUGCUCAAUCAAAGACUGUGAGUUUGAUUUCCACACUGUUAAACACACAUACAUUCAUCAGUGUCACACUGAUAAUGGUGUUUCUUUUGUGUUGUUGUUGUUUUUGGACGAUGUUUCACUGCCUAAGCUUUGCUACUAUGUAUAUAAGGCUAAUUUACUUUAUGGGGAGUGUUGACAGAUGUAGUGAAAGCAUGCACUCAGUUUGGAACUCAUUGAACACACAGACACUCACUGGUUCGUGGUGAUGUAAAUAUUUUCUGUCUCCUGCCUGCCAGAAUGAUAUCCCUAAGGUUUUACAAGCAUGUUAGCUUAAAGAUGGGACAAGAGAUGGUGGUCAGCAAGUGUUGACCUGCAACAAAAAAGGAUGUCUGAUGUCAGUAAAUGUGAACCUGCUGUACAUAGCUUGGUAAAUGUAGUACUGUAGAAGGGCGGGAGGGCUUUGAAUUUUUUUGGUUUUUUUUUGCACCAUAUACAUUUUCUCUUGUUUUAUAAUCACAGACAGUCUCCAACUCGGGGACAGGCACACUUGUACAUAAAUGAAUAAACCUCCGAACAAACUGGU